This is a messenger RNA of Symbiodinium necroappetens, 1293 nucleotides long. The record is from the annotation of a GenBank genome assembly. NCBI's taxonomy places the organism in Eukaryota, Dinophyceae, Suessiales, Symbiodiniaceae.
AUGCCGGGUUGGCCGACAGCAUGGACAUCCUGGGCCUCACCUUGCUUGCGCACGAAGCCGUCGAAGCUGACGGCAGAGAUGGCAGCGGAUUUUUUAGGUUGCUGUCCCGAGGGCGUUGCCAUCCAGAGCAUGGCGGUUGCGCACACUUCUCAGGUGCUCUACGCUGUCUGCAGCGAGGCGAUCAACGUGGUUCUGCCCCGAAUCAACUUGGAGCUCGGGGGGGAUCUGUCAGAUUUCGCUCGGAUGCAGAUGGGCACCAACCUGCUGCAAGCCGGUGGGGGCGCCGCCUUCGGUCUUUUCGCGGACAGGUACGGCCCAAAGGCGGCUUUGUUGGCUGCGCACUCGGCUGCGAUCUGCAGCAGCACAAUCUUCGCAGCGGCCCAUUCCAAAGCCUUCCUUUACCUGGGCUGCCUUCCGUUGGUGGCCAAGCACGGCUAUCAGGCAGCGCAGCAGGUCGCGACGCUGCAUUCCUCCAGAAGCGGCCGCACCAAGGCGCUUGGCCGCAUCGGCACCGCGUACGGCACGGGCUUCCUUGCCGGGUCGGUCGUCAUCACUCGGCUGGCCGGGAGCUUUAGCCCGCGAGGCAUUGCUGCCUGUUGCGUGGCCAUGGACGUCUGCACGUGGCUGGUGGUCUGGGCGAUGUACCCGGAGUCCCCUCAGAACGAGAGGGAAGACGUGGCAGAAGGCUCACCGUCGCCGAAGAGUUUGGGUCUGAGUGACCUCGCGCGCCAUCGCUACGUGCCGACACUGCUGGUCUUCAAGGCUGUCUCGACGGGAAGUGCCGGCAUGAUCUUGGGCCUGCUGCAGCAAUUUGCUUUGGAUCCCUUUGGGUUGUCCCUGUCCUCGGCGGGGCUGAUGACAAGCUAUAUCGGUACUGCCUAUCUCGUGGCGCAAGCGGUAGUUGCUCCUGCCCUAGGCAGCCAGAGCCCCAGGAUACUGGUCCUGGGCUCCUUUUCUUUUAUCGGUCUGAGCCUGGGCAGCCUUGCCUUUGCCAGCGGCCCACUCAGCUAUGCAGCAAUGCUGGGUCCUUUGGUGAUUUCCUCACAUGCCUCGAACGUGGCAGUCAACAGCGCCCUAACCCUCCUUGUCUCGCAAGAGGAGCAGGGUCAGGUCCUGGGAGUUAGCAUGGCCUGUACUUCUGUCGGCUACCUCUGGGCCCCGCUGCUCGCAGCAGGCAUCUACCAACACUUGGGCUUUCCCGCAGUCCCCCUCGUGGCCGCAGCCAUUCUUGGUGCUACGACGGCUGUCUCCUUGCUGGUUUUGGAAUAUGAGGCCGUGCCUGACAGCACCUGA